This is a messenger RNA of Fusarium redolens, 948 nucleotides long. RefSeq lists its product as uncharacterized. The transcript has 2 exons. The record is from RefSeq and is a predicted model, not a curated record. NCBI's taxonomy places the organism in Eukaryota, Fungi, Ascomycota, Sordariomycetes, Hypocreales, Nectriaceae. Bases 1 to 948 code for a protein of 315 amino acids.
AUGGCCUCAAGCCCCUCCUAUCCUCGUUGGACCUCCCAGAUCCAGACACCUUGGCCCCCAGACCUAAUGGAUCAGGGCCUCACCCAUACCUUACAGUACAAGAAGGCUCGUCUUAAAAGCCGACAGCAUUGGCUGAGAGACCAUAUCCAGCAAGGCGUUCUAUUCCAGAGCUGGACAGCGAACAAUACUCGAAGGUCAUGGCUCGUCAGCACUGAUAACGACCCCAACGGCAGGUCUAUACCCAACAGCAUUCUUCUGCAGGCCAGUCCUGAUCCCAUUAAGCUCCUUGCUCAGAAGCUGUUUACUGAGGAGCAUGUCCGUUUGGCAAAUCAGCAGAGUGGAGAUCAAAGGUUCUGUGGUAAAGAGACACCAGCUUCUUCCGCCUUACAGACCAACUGGUUGCGGCGCACAGGCUGGGAAACGACAUUUAGAGACGCGCAUCGCGAUAUUCUAGUUCGCCUUACGGAGCUACCUCACUGCACGGCUAACCGGUCCUCACCUCUCCGUGUUGUUGAAGGAGAAGUCAUCUUCAGUCUGGCUCGUGACGAGCGUAAGCUGGUAGAUAUGAUGGCCGCACUAGAUCGUCUCCUGGAUCAAUGCCGUGAGACAGUCCGGAAGGCGGAUGUCUGUUUGAGAAGGUGGCUUCGCGGCAGAUUCCCAGACCGUCCUUACAAGAUGCCCUUCGAAUUGGUUGCAAAGUCAUCUUCCGAGAAGAUCUACCGGACAGAACUGAAGCGCUUUGUCUGCUUCUGGCUUCGACUAUUCCGGUUAUUGCCGACGAUUAUACAGAAAAUUAUAGGACAUGGGCUGAAAAAACAUCAGUUUAGAGCCUUACGGGAGCUCUGGGUGAAUGAUAUAUGGCAGUCUGCGGAACAUAUUGACUCAGACCCUGCUGUUGAUAAGGAUGAAGGACACGAUGAGGACGAAGGGGAGUACGAUCCAAGAUGA